AUGUCAUCCAUCCCUCCAGCACAAGGCUCUGACGUAACAAUCUUGAUCACAAAAGUUGACUCGUAUCCCGUUUGUACAUUCAUAGAAUUCUGGGCCAAAUUUGGCCUGGCUAGUGCCACAGAUUAUCAAUCUCUGGCGGAAAAUAUUCAAUCUCCUGUAAAUAUAUUUCAGGAGUUUGAAGGAAAUCCUGGUGACUUGUGCUUAAUUCACAUCGAUGGUACAUGGUAUAGAUCCCGCAUCGUCACAAGAAAUGGAUCCAACUGCCAAGUCUUGCUCAUUGACAAAGGGAUCACUUGUAGUACUUCCACAAAAUUAUUGGCUUGGGGAAAGAAGGAGCACUUCCGCCUACCACCUGAAGUGGAGCUUUGUGUGCUUGCCAAUAUAUGGCCACACGCCCCAGAAAACAGAUGGUCUCCAUUCGCCCUCGAAUUCAUGCAGACUCUUCGAGGCAAGACAGUAAAAGCACAUGUGCAAGAUGUACUAGUGAAACCAAGAAAAUUUCUUCUGGACAUACCAUACAUAACCGGACAAAUGUAUGAAAUGGGAUUAGCAAAGAAACUGGACCCAAGAAUGUUCUUGGAUUUUGUUCUGUUACCAGAUUCUAAAACUGAAGCUGAAAAGUUUCAUCAAACCUCCAUAGGUGAAAUUGAGCAACUACACAAGAAAGAUCUGUACAUGUUUCCAAAGUUGUCCACCGGAGCUGUGGAGACUGUUGUAGUCACUGAAGUGACCAAUCCACAGCGUAUCUUCUGUCAGUUGAAGAUUUUUACGGAAGAGUUGAAGGGACUCUCGGAGCAAAUCACACAGCGCUGCAAGGGCAGGAUGGUCGGUUGUACCGUGGGUCCUGAAAUGAUCGGAUUUCCUUGUGCUGCAAGAGCACAUGAUGGCAAUUGGUACCGCUCUCUUCUUCAACAAGUAUUUCCAGGAAGCCAACUGGUGGAAGUACUGAAUGUUGACUAUGGUACAAAACAAGUGGUUCAAAUAGAAAAUCUAAGACCACUGGCUCCGGAGUUCUUCAAAAUGCCCGUUGUGACCUACGUAUGCUCACUCCAUGGAAUUUUUGACAAAGGGGUUGGAUGGACGAGCAAGCAGAUAAACUACCUCAAAUCCCUACUCCUGCACAAGACUCUCAUUGCUAAAUUCCAGUAUCAAAGUAUUGCAGAGGGUGUUUACUACGUUACACUCUAUGGUGAUAAAAAUAUGAACCUCAACACCAUGUUUUGUUCUCAGGAGAACUCUCUGCUGGAAAGCAGAGAAACACUUUGUGAUUACCCAACUGGAAAUAUGACUCACAGCAUCCAUCAUCCACACCAGUUUCAGAUUACUGAAGGAAUCAUGCUACCCUCUGGCCUGACCAAUGUGGUUGAAGCUAAGACGGAGAGACUCGACACGGUUGAGAACAUUUUACCCGGCUCUUCUCAUGUGGCACUCGUUUCUCACGUAUCCCACCCAGCCGAGUUUUGGAUCCAAAUGCAAAACUGUGCAAACGAGCUUGAUGAAUUAAUUGAGAAUAUUUUCCAGUUGUACAAAUCUUCAGACGGUAAACAUGUGACGGAAGCACCUGCUCUGGGUGCCUGCUGUGCAGCCAAAGGGUCCGAUGGGGAUUUCUACAGAGCUAUCGUGUUAGAAGUCGGAGAAACAAAAAUCAAGGUGUUCUUCAUGGAUUAUGGAGACACAGAAGAGGUUGAUGGCAGUGACAUCAGAACUCUUCCUGAUGCGUUAAAACAAAUCCCACGGCUUGCGCUGAAAUGUUCCUUGGCAGGCCUCAGGCCAAAAGGUCUCGGAUGGAGUUCUUCUGCCAUUAAGGUUUUCAUCAGAACGAUCACAGACAAAAUGCUCAAUGUCCAUGUGAUGGAAAAACACAAUGAUACCUAUGUGGUAACAUUGACAGACCCCAAGUCCCAAGAAGAAAAAGAUAUUGGUAGCCUACUGUGUUCUUCUGGCCUUGCCGAAUACGACGAGAUGAAAACGACAUCUCGGAUCUCCACUGAAAAAUCCGAAACUGGAUUCUUGAAAGAAAGUGGGGCUUCUUUUAAGACCCAGGAUAAAAUCCAUUCCCUAUCCGAAGACCUUCAAAUGGCAAAGUUCAAGGAAAACAUGUUUACCGUUGGCAGUAUCCUUGAUGUCAGUGUGUCGUGCAUCGAGAGCCCAAAUUCUUUUUGGUGUCAACUCGUGAAAUACUCUGACAAGCUACAAUCGCUGAUGUGCGACAUGCAGGCACACUACGCGGACAGUAUUUUUGAGCCUCUUCGAGAAACGGCGUGUGUUGUCCAACACCCUCAAAGUGGAUAUUGGUACAGAGGUCUUGUGAUUCGCAAACACCAAACAACUCAUGUGACUGUUCUUUUUGUGGACUACGGUCAAACGACGACCGUCCCUCUCCACAACGUGAGAAACAUCCGUUGUGAAUUCUUAGAUCUGCCCAGUCAAGCUUUUCGCUGCGGUCUCUACAACCCCCUGGAGGUCAUGUCAGUUGAAAAAAAUUGGAACGAUAAGGGGAAAGAAAAGUUUCUCAACUUUGUCAAAACAGCUACCUCCAACUUUGUACCUUUAAAGUGUACAGUCUAUGCAGUCAUGUACAACAAAGAGAAACUAAUUGUCAACAUUGUGGACCUCGAAACUCCCUUUGAGAGCAUUUGCACCAGUAUGGCCGAACUCGCCUUUUUCACACCUGGGAGGAAGGUGCACGAACCAUCUUACCGUUUGGACACGUACUACCACUCAACACACAACGUCAAGGUCGGAACCGAAGAGCAAGUCACAGUCACGUGUGUAAACAGUGUCGGUCAGUUCUACUGCCAACUUAAGAAGAAUGCUGAUGCACUGAAGGAUCUUAACAAGACGGUCAACAAUCUCUGCAAUCAACUUGGCAAUGUGAAGCCACCAGCGUUAUUUCAAAAAUUGUGCUUUGCAAAAUAUACUGACGGGCUGUGGUACAGGGCACAAAUCAAGGCCACUCAGCCAUCCAUCCUGGUUCACUUUGUCGAUUACGGCAAUACAGCCAAAGUGGACAAAUCGGACUUGAUUCCGGUGCCCAAAGAGGCCAAUGACAUCAUGUCUGUCCCUGUCCAAGCAGUCAUGUGCCGACUCUCUGAUGUCCCACUUUAUGUUCCCAGAGAGGUGAAUAACUGGUUUGAAAAAUCUGUGACAGACUGUCAAUUCAAAGCACUAGUUUUAGCCAGAGAACCUGAUGCGAGUCUCCUGGUUGAACUUUACCACAAUGGAACUCAAAUCAAUUUGAAAAUGAAGGACAUUUUUCAACUCCAGAAGCUCACUGAUCCCUACCAGCAUCCGAAAGCUCCUCAGAAUGCAAACCGAGGCAAAGAAGCAAUGUCCCUUUCUCCUCAAGUCAUCCAAAAAGACAAUACACCUGACCCCAAACCAGCACAUCAAGCGACACGACCUUCAAGAGCGAAUUUGCAGACUGAACAGACGGUUAAAAACGCCUCCAAAGAACUGUAUCGACCACCAAAUCAUAGGCAAAAUCAGAACAAGCCCAUUCGUAAUACUGAAAAUACAGAAAAUCUCACAAACUCAACAUUGGACACCAAAUCACCACCAAAAUACGGCAACCUGCUUCCCCAAAGCGAUGAUCCAAAACUUCCUAAACUCGAAGACUUGCCCAAGAAUUCAAUCACAUUGGAUACGGAAGCAGAUGUUUAUAUUUCACAUUACAACAACCCAACAAGUUUCUAUGUACAGCUUGUGAGAGAAGAGGAUGAAAUAUUUUCCCUCCAGGACAAGCUUAACGACCCACCAUCCACUCCCAAAAUCAGCAUCACCAAGGUAGAUGUAGGUGACCUUGUUCAAGCUGUGUUUCCUGAUGAUUCCUUGUGGUACCGGGCAGUUGUGAAACAAGUGCUCUCUAAUUCUUUGGCUCUUGUAGAGUAUGUUGAUUUUGGUAACAUGGCGGAGUUAGAGUUUUCCAAAUUAGCCAAACUCAAUCAGGCUUUUGUGCAGUUGCCAAGGUACAGCACGCAUUGCAUGCUGAGUAAAGCCGAGUCUUUGGAGCCACUUGAUGCUGAGGUGGUGUCCACUCUGAAAAACCAUAUUGGAUCAAACGCGGAGAAAAUUCUGAAAUGUCAGUUUGUCCAGCUGUCCGAUGUAAAGUGGCGAGUUACUCUUGAGGAUAAUGGUGUGCAGGUCACAUGUCAGGCACCAGCAGGAUGUCCUGACAUCCCAUCGGACAGUGAGCACGAGAUGGAAAACUCAAAUUUCAAUUCUCUCUGUUAUCAACAUUUAGAAUUGACAGAGGGACAACAGCUUGACGUUUACAUCUCUGUUUUUUGUGACGCUCAUAAAUUUUGGUGUCAGCUCGCCGACUCGCUCGCCCUGGAUGAGAUAUCCGAAAGUCUUUCGGAAAUGGGAAACGCGGCUCAUGACACACCCGCUCUCUCACCUGGCACACCCUGCAUUGCAUUUUACGGAGAGGAUCAACUUUGGCACCGUGCUGAAGUACUCAGUAAAGAUGGAGAUGUGCUGUCAGUUGUGUUUGUAGACUAUGGAAACACAGCCGAAAUUCCCGGCACAGACGUGAGGGAAAUAACCCCUGACCUUUUACAAACUCCAUUACAGGCAUUUCUGUGUAAGCUUGAAGGUUUCGAUGAGUCUCAUGGCUCCUGGAGUGCUGGAGCUUUCGAUGAAUUGUUUUCAAUUGCACAAGACAAACUCUUGCAGAUGACUGUCACCAGAGAAGAUGGAAAAAACAUGUACGUUGUGAAGUUGGAGUGUGAAGGUCAGAAGUUAAAUGAGACUAUGAAAAAGUGGUGGAUGACCCCCACACUGGAAAAUAAACCGGACGUCGGGAAGCACAUGCUGGAUGAAAAACUCGACUCAAUUGAUCCGUCUGGCAAGAGAAUAGAAAAUGAAACCCCUGAGAGUGAAAACUCAGGAGGAGCUGCUCACGUUGGGAUGGAUCAGAAUUAUGCUGUAGUCACAAGUACUCCAAAGGACUUUCGAAGCCAUCCGAAUUGUCUUCACACUUCAAUUCUUUCAACUCUGGAAGAAAUGUGUGUGUCUGAUAUUCGGAGCCUAAAUGAAACAAGUGAAGAGGUAAACACGGUCGCCACUCUUUUGAUUCCUGAGAUCGAAACCAGCGUUUCGCAACUUGAUAGUGGAAUACAAGAAAAUGUGUUGCCCCUGAAAACUUUUGAAAAGAACAUCGUUGAGAGUGACCAAGACUUCGUUGAGGCCGCGAAUGAGUCUGGGAUUCCAUGGACUCCAUUUGAAGUGGCGGAUAACCUCGUGUGCGACGGCUCCGUUGUCGAGACCUGUUCUGAUGAUCCAAAUGUUUCGACUGAUGACAAGAAAGUUGCAAAUCCAGCUAUGAGUGGGAAAAAUGUGACAAUGGUCUGUCAUGAUGCUGUCGUGAACAACGUGGUCCCUGAGGAGACAGCUGUUGACACCUCCGAAGGAUGUGAACUGAUUCCAAGUGAAUCUGUUCUUGUGCCUGUUGUUCAGCAGUUACAAGGCACCACUGUAUUUAAAUUUCUUGAUGGUGAAUUCUCUCAAGCGUGGGAGCUAACAACGCUGGAUAUUAUUUGUCGAACAGAUGCCCCAGAACAGCAAAAGGAAGAUGAUGUCAUCCCACAGCAUGAGGAUACACACGCAAAAGAAAUGAACGCUGCUACAAUUCAGGAUGAGAUGUUUUUUGAAGAGAAUGCUUCUUCAGAUCCUCCUCCUUUUGACACUGACAUAUUCAGCGAGUCACAUAUCGGCACAGUUUCCGUUCCAGACGUAGCAGGUGCCUUGGCUGAGAAGGUGAUCGAUUCUGAUGAGGUGUUGACAGAUCCCGAUGAACAGAGUGAUGGCGUAAUGGCUGCGAGAAAUUGUUGUCACAUCACUGUGACACGGGAGGAAAUGGUCCCGAAUGAAGCCCUGCUUCCUUUUGAUUCUCCUAUUGAGCAAGUAAUUGCUCUAUCGUUUGACGCGGAGGCAGGAUACCACACGCAUCUCUGUCCAGACGAGAAGGAUGUUGAGGAGGUGAUCUGUCUUAUCAAAGACAUGUGCUUGGCCGAUGGCCACGACAAGCAAGUUUACGAGGCUGCCAUGCUCGACCAGGAAGAAGAGGUGGACCUGGGGAAUUGGGAUGACAAGGAUUCCAGUGAUGCGGGAAAUGCUGGUCCAUCGUCUCCUGAUGACAGUGCUGGUGAUGUCUUGUCAGACCCAAUUCAGCUGCCUGUGGUCGUUAAGGAUGAGACAGAGGAGUGAGAGCCAAUACAUUUUGUUCUUGAAGUUUUCUGUGUUUGGUGUUUGAGAGUAGCACAAAUGUUAUUAGUAAAUGUUUUGGUUUGAACUUUCCUUUUUGGUUAAUGAGCAUUGAAAAUAAGACUUUUGAU
Molecule: messenger RNA, 6338 nt
Organism: Syngnathus typhle (broad-nosed pipefish)
Lineage: Eukaryota; Metazoa; Chordata; Actinopteri; Syngnathiformes; Syngnathidae
Gene: tdrd6a
Product: tudor domain containing 6
Exons: 15
Coding region: 1-6210 (2069 amino acids)
Source: RefSeq, a predicted model, not a curated record